Tetrahymena thermophila SB210 is the source of this 9357-nucleotide messenger RNA. Its product is annotated as inositol 1,4,5-trisphosphate receptor type 3. Gene Ontology annotation, molecular function: monoatomic ion channel activity. Gene Ontology annotation, biological process: calcium ion transport; transmembrane transport. NCBI's taxonomy places the organism in Eukaryota, Ciliophora, Oligohymenophorea, Hymenostomatida, Tetrahymenidae. The record is from RefSeq and is a predicted model, not a curated record. Gene Ontology annotation, cellular component: membrane. The transcript has 22 exons.
AUGGAUUUGCAAAAAAGCUUUGAAAACAAUCAAAACGAUUAUAAAAGUUUAAAGGGAUAAACAAAUUAUGAUUUUGGUGCUUAAAAAAAUUUUAUUUAAGAUAAAAAUGAAGCUCAAAAAUAUUUGAGAUUUGGUGAUUAUAUCCUUCUCUAAUCAACAGAAGGUGCUACAAGAUUUCUUUCAGCUAGAAGUUUAUAUGAACAAAGCGUUUUUAUGAUUCAAUCAGAUGAUCAUCCGUUUAUGGAAUAUCCUAAUCUCUCAGAAUUAAUAUUUUGUAUACAUCCUAAAAUAAUGUAUGAAGCUGCUUAAAAAUUUUAAAAAUUUAUCAGUGAAGGAGAUAUAUAAAAUGAAGUUAAGUUAAAUAUGCUUUAAAGAAGAGUAGAAGCUGAAAAUGAUGUAAAUCAAAGGAGAAUGCAAAAGUAUUUAGGUGAAAUAGUUACGAUUGGUUAAGAAAUACAAUUAUAUCACAUUCAUUCUAAGGCAUAUGUCAAAGCAACAAGAGGAAAAAAUUCAAAAAGUUCUAAUCUAUUUUUUUUGAAAUUAAGUGAUAAAUCUUCUUCUGGAACUCAUUUUAAUAUCAAGAUAAAUCCAUUUCUCAACUUUAAAAAAGAGGGUGAAAAAAUAACUUUCGAAGACUCCUUUUACUUUGAAAAUAUUAAGUUUAAAAGUAUAAUAACUAACAUAGAGUUGCCAUUGGUUUAUGGUAUUUAGUAAAACGACAAAACACUUAACUCUAUCAACGAGAUUGGAAAAAUAGUUAGUGCUAAUCAAAUAAAUACUACAGAACUAGCAAAUGGAAAAAAGUUUAUUUUGGAUAUUCCUCUUGAUGUUCCUCCAACUCUAGAAAAAGUAUAGAGUUUUAUAUAAUAUGAUGCAGGACAUAGAAGAGAUGAGAUUAGUCCUUUUAAAGCUUUAUUACAUACUGCAUACGUUUCAACAGUUUAGCUAGUAAAGCAGAGAUAACUAGUUUGGGGAGAUUAUGUUAGGAUAUCUCAUAUUUUGCAAAAAGAUAAAAAAUCUGGUGUUUUAUUUUCUGAAAAUAAUGUUUCAGGUACAAGUCAAGAAAUAUUGAUGGAAACUCAUAGUGUUGAUAUUUUGAGUUCACCUGAAAACUUCUCCAGCAUAUUUUAAAUACUUCCGCCAUCGUCUGAUUUAAUAGGAAAACCAUUAAAUUUAGAAAUCAGUAGUGAAUUUAAAUAUUAGAAAAUAAGAUUGAGACAUGCUUUAAGUGGCAGAUAUGUUAAAUUUAAUGAAGAAGAUUAACUCAUAAUAGGCUAAAAUUAUGAUGAAUACUAAAUUUUCAAAUAAAAAUAGCAAAUACUACUCAAGAAAUAAUAAUAGCUUUAAUAAUUGUAGUAUUAGCAAUAGCAAUAAUAACAAUAAAACUCUACAUCAAAUCAAAUUUCAUCAAAAAGUAAAAUUGGGUCUCAGGUUUUAGAGUAGAAUCAAGAAUAAAAGAAAGAAUAAGUAACAAAUGACUAAAAAGGAGCUCAAAAAUCAGUUUUUGAUUCUAUAUCAAAUAUAUUUUCAACUAAUAAAAAUACAAAAUAAAAUGAAAUUUAAAACUAGAAUUAAUAACAAAGUGGGAAAUAAAAUUAAAAUAACAAUAAAGAUGGUAAAAAUUAAGAUUAAUAAAUUUAAAUUUUUGAUUAAAUGGGUAAUUCAAGCUAUCCAAAUUACAUCGUCACUUUAGCAAAUGAAGGCAUAUAAGAUACAAUAGAAGAUGAUAAAUAUAAUAUCAAGCAAAGCAUAUUUUAUGAAAACGGUAAUACAGCAAAUAAAUAAGCUCCUAGUGAUCUAAUAGAGUAGUAUUCUUUUAUAAUAUGCUCAAAUAGUAGUGAGGAGAAUAUACUUACAACAACUUGUGUUUUUUCAAUAUAAAACCAAUUCAAUCAUAAAAAAUUAAUUAUUGAUUAUAAUGAUGAUCCUUUACUACUCAUCAACCCUGAGCUAGUUUAGAAAGACGGAAACUACUUUAUAAACAGCGAUAAUUUUUAAGGUGUUUUUUAGCCAAUGAAUAGUUUAUCCAGACAUGUUUACAAACUCAAAGCAUAAUUUACAAAGAAGCCUGAUUAUUUCUUCUUUUAAAAGGUGAAUUAAAAAGAAAUUAAUGAUAUAAUGUCAGUUCAUAGCAAAAUAUCUUAGAUCUUGCUAAUCAGUGAUGAUUCUUAUUUAAACAUAGAAACUUAAUAACUAUUUUAAAAAGCAGAAGAUGACCUUUAUGGAUUGGCUUAAUGGAUGUGUAACAAUAAUGUAAUUGAUGAUCAAAGAAAGUAAUAAAUAAAACAAUAAAUUAAAUAACCUUUAAAAUAAAGAUAAAACUUGUUGAGAGAGCUUGGAAUAAUAGAUUUAAUAGUAAAAAUUAUAUGUAAUAUUUUUAAUCAGUAGUGGAUGACAAGUGACUUAAUGAAAAAAAACUAUUAUCUUAGAACAUUCAUAAAUUCUACCAUUAAAAUAUUGGAAUUAGCUUGUUAUGAAAACUAUCCUAAUUCUGUAUAUACUUAUCAAUGGUAUUUUUUAUUUAAGUAAAUCAUCUUAGACAUUAAUGUUUACGAAGAUUUCAGAUUCGAUAUUCUAAUUAAUUAAUUAUUUUAAAUAACUCUUCUGAAUGUUGGGUUAAAAGCUGAUUUAAAUUAAAUUAUUGAAUCAGUAAACUUUGAAGACUAUAAUUUAAAAGCUUUAAAUCUUAUGACGGCUUUUUGCUAAUACAACACUUAUCGUGAAAAGUAGGAAUAAGAAUAGAUUAUUGAAACUCUUUUUGAAAAUAUAGAAAAUAGAGAGCAACUUUUUAAGAGACUCAUUGAAAAUGAUAAGGGAGAAGUUUGCUUAGAAAUUAAAAAAGACGAGAACUACUUAGAAUUAAAAUAGAAAAAUUUUGAUAACAAUUCAAACAUUAUUUAGCUACAAUAUAUUGUUGGAAUUAUUUAGCUAUUCAUUUAGCUUUGUAGAGGUGGAGUGUGGCUUAUAGAUACUUAUAUUAAUGAAUUAUUUCCUUAAAGCUAUGUAAUUUUUUUAUUCGAAAGCUAGCAAGUCUCUAUGAGAAUAAGAAGUGCUUUCCUUGAUUUAUUUCGAGAGUCCUACAUAAUGAGAGACUUUUAAAAUAUAUAAGAAAUAAAAAUUCCAACAUUGAUCCACACUGCAAAUGAUAUUUGUAUCGAAAGUAAAAGUUUAUAGAAAUUGUAGGAUUUAAGAUAAAAUUUAACUACAAGAUAUUUUAAUGAUAGCUCAUUUGGUGAUGCAUCUCCUUUAAGUCCUAUAAGAAGGAGUUAUAAUAUAAAUUUGAAACAAAUUGUUAUUGUAUUUUUAAAAGAAUUUUAAAACAGAGUUUAAAAUGAAUAUAAAUACUGUGAAUCUGGCGUUGACCAUCAAAAAUUUUUAAUUUCAAAUGUUUUCACUAAAAAUAAUCACUCUUCCCUUCUUUUGUUGUCUGUACUCAAACUAACAUAAUAUAUAAUUAAGAGGGAUUUUUAUACGAGUUUAGAAAUAGACUAACUCAAUGAUUAAAUAGUUUAGAUUUUAAUAAAAUCCUUAGAACUGGUUUAGCUUAUUAAAAAGUAUGACAAAAAAAUUGCAAGCUCUAAUAAUACAGUAGAGAGUGAGAAUUUUACAAUAGAGAAUUUUGAAUGGAUUAAUUUCUGCAUAACUUUAUUGAAGGAUAUAUGUUAAUAUAAACAAAAUUAAUUUUUAAAUCAGUUUUAUUUAGCUAAGCCAGAUUUGGCUUAUCAAGCAAAAAGAAAAGAGGAAAUUAAGGAGGAAUUGGAUAUAAAAAACGCUGAAAAAAGGACAAAUAGAAAGAAAAACAGUAAUGGUAUGUUAUAUUUAAAAAGAAUGUAGCAACUUAUGAUAGAUAAAAUUCUUCUAAAGGAGCACUCUAUUAAUUUCAUGACAAAUAAUAGCACUCCGCUGAGUGAAGAAUUUAUAAUGUUGUUGCACUUGUGGAUGAAUUUAGGGCAUUAAGAACUGAAUACAAACAUUAUGAAUUUAGUUUUGAUGUUAAACUCUUCAGAUAAAAUAUAUUUGCAAUCUAUUAACGACUCUCUUACUAUUAAUAACUAAAAUUUUAGCAAAUAUGAAAUGUUUUUAGAUUUAUAUUACGAUCUUAAUUUUGAAAUUACUGACUAUUAAAGAGUUAAAUCAAACGAAAUAGAGAGAGAAGAAGCUUAAAUCAAAAAAAUGAGCUAGAGGAUAUAGGAAUUAAUUAAGGAAGUGUUUGCUAUUAAUGUAAAAUAUGAAGAAAUCGUUGCAAUGGGUGAGAAUUUAAGGGAAUAAGAUAUAAAUUAAAAAAAAAAUUAACCACUAAGUAAUGGAACUACUGUCAUUUAAGAUAGAGGUUAUAACAGUAAUAGAGAUAGUGCUGCUAGAGGCCUUCAUGAUGUUAUAGAAACAUAUAAAGAACACGAAAAUUCAAUAAACGAAAACGAUUAGAGAAAGUUUAGAGUUCAAUCUACUUAAUCAAAGCAAGAAAAUGGAAUUUUAAAUUAUCUAUAUUAGUAAAAAUCUUCAACUGGAGGAGAAGUAAAUGGGGUGGGAUCUGAAAAUGGUGAAGACAUUGUAGAGUCAUCUUAGGCUUCAGGUGAUUUAAAAAUAGUGAAUUGUAUAUCUCCAAGAGAUAUAAAUAAUUACUUUUCUUCUCCUGAACUAAAAGAAGAAUUGAAACAUCUCUCAAUCUUCAGCUAAUCAAACUAACUAAAUGAAUAUUCAUAGAAUUUUACUUCAAGAUACAAAUUUAAUUAAAAUGGUGAAUAAAUCUAACCUUUUUUUGGGAAUAAUAAGGAAAAUUAAAAUGAAAAUUAACUAGGUCCAAAUUAAAUUAAUUUUAGAAAUAGUCAGAAAGAAUUAAGUUCUAAAUAAGACUUUGACAGUAGUAAUCCAGGAUCACCAUUAAGAAAUUCAAAGCCUGUAUAUUAUUAGCUAUAUUAAGGAUACAUACUUGACAUUAACAUACUGAUGAAUUCUCAGAAGAUGAUGAAUUGUAUAGGGAUUUAAAAUUAGCUGAUUGAAAUAUUAAUUUAAAUUUCUUAAGCCACAACAAUAGGAAAGAAAGAUAAUAAAAAUCAACUAAUUUAUGAUUGUUUGGCAUUAUUAAAUUAUUUUAUCUUAAAGAAUAAUAACAACCAAAGCUUUCUAUUAAAGAGCUAGUAGUUUCUUGAAGAGCAAAAUGGAUUGCUAAAAAAGCUUAUUUAACAUUCAGAUGUUUAAAUUAUAGAGUUAACAUUCCUUUUAUUAAAAAACAUAUAUUCAGACAAUUAUUAAAUAUUGUUGUAAAUUGACAAAAAGGAGUAGCAUGACUUGAUUUAAAGAUUGAGUAAAAAGUUUCAAGAAAAUUUCAAAAAAAAAUCAAACUUAUUCUGCAUACUUUUUAUUUAAUUUCUUCCUUAUCUAUUUUUACUUUAAGGCAAAUCUUUGAUUUAAAACUAAUCAUUUGUAAUUAAGUAACUGAAUGAGAAUUAAUUAGAUAUGAACUAAUAUAUAUUUUAUUUUGCCAAUAAAGCUUUGGAAUCCAAAAUUCCAAAAUCAGAUUGGUAUUUAGAUGGAGGUUUUAAUAUACACAGUACUCCUCCUUCUAACAAAAAUUUAGUUACUCAAGUCAAGGAUUUUGAUCCAAACUCACCUUAAAAUAGAAUUUUUUAGGAACCAUAAGUUAAGGUUAUCUAAAUUACAGAGGAUAUAUUAUUUUUGAUUAGUUUUUUGAGAACUUUCAGAUAAAUAGCUAAAAAUAGUAGCUCCUAUGUAAAUAACUAUAUUCGCUCAUUGUUUACUAUAAAAUAAAUCAGCAAUUUAAUUCAAGAGUUAGAUGAUUGGUGGCUUCUAAAACUUGAGCUACUCUUAUACCUCACUGAAACUUAUUUAAGUUCAAACUUUAUCGAAGAAGAAGAAACCUUAGAAUUAAUACACUUGUUUAGUGUGGUAUUAGCUGAAGAAUUAUACUAAUUCGAAAUUUAUCUUUCUAAAUAGAAAAAUCUCAAAUAUGAUUUAUAAUUUAUAUCAGAAAUGCAAAAUAUUUUCAAUGAAACUUAUAUUGGAACAUUUCCUAAUUAACCUUAUAUUUAAACAUCGUUUGAGGAGUCUUAUUAUUAGUUCAUAGUAUUGGGAAUAUUCAGGUCUUUGAGAUAUUUCAUUUUUAAAUAAUAGGAUAAUCCAGAUGAUACAUUUUUAGGAAUCAUGAGCUAGUAUAAAGAAAUCAUAGAAGAUUUAUAAGAAUAUAUAAAUGGUCCUAAUUUAACAAAAUAAUUCGUUUUCAAAAGAAGAAAAAACGAAAGGAAAAAAACUCACAGAAGAUCUUCAUAAUUUUUUAUUCGUGAAGUAUCACCAGCUAAAAAUAACAUGUAAGUUUACACUGAGGAAAGCAGUCUAAAUCCUUAAGGAUAAUAAUAAAUAUUAUUUCAAGAAGUGAUAGCAUUGCUAGAUUCUGUCAUCAAGAAAGAUUACAUACAAUUAGUUAGUGUUAAAAGAUUUAGAUAGUCAACACUCUAAAAAGAGUAAAGAAAUGCUUUUAUCCGUUAGUAACAGGUUCUCCAUUCAAAAAUUAUUCCUGAAACGGACAUCUAAAUAUAUCAUAACCUUUAGAGCGAUAAAUUAGCUGAGUUAGUUAUAGACAUAAGAAGAAGAGAUACACAACAAUUUUAGAAAACUCUGAUGUAAUAUUUGAACGUUGUAAGUAAUGUGAAGGAAGUUGAUUCUGAUACCCGUUCAGAAACACUUAAAAUAUUAAGAAAUAUAUCUAAUUUCAAAAAAAAUUAAACCGUAUACGAGAAAAUCUAAUAGGAUUUAGUAUCAAUUGGGUUCAUGAAAUUUCUUUGCGAUGCUGUAGUUAGUGAAGCAAAUCCUUAAAUUAAGAGCCUUUAUAUUGAAGGAUUAGUUGAUUUCCUGGAUGAAUCUAACAUACUAAUUUCAGAUAGCUUUUAUGAUUAUUUACUUAAUGAUGAAUAAAAUGAUUUUGUACAUACUUUAAAAGAUUUUCUUUUAACAAACUUUAAGUAAUAUAGAGAAUACCAGAAAGCUCAAUUUGAUAAAAAUGAAAACAAGCUUUUGAUUUUGGAAGAUUGGAAUGAAUUUCAAGCUAAUAACCUAUCUUCAAUUUAGUCAUAAAUAUAAUAAGAAGAAUACUUAAAUGCAAUUAAAGCCAAGCUAGAUAAAUGUAUAUCAAUUAUCACCUUAAUUAGACUAUGUUGUGAAGAUCACUGUGGUAAAUUUUAACAUUUCUUCAGGGUUUAAAUUACAAAAAAUUCCAAGUUGAAAAAAAAUUCAAUUAAUAUGAUAACUUUUAUAUGUGAUAUCUUUGCUUAAUUUGUGAAAAGAAUAGAUAAAAGUAAUCUAAAGUUUGGUAUUAGUAUUUUAGAAACCCUUAUCUCACUAAUUGAAGGACCGUGCAUAGAGAAUUAAAGAGAGCUAGUUUCAUCAAAGAUUCUUGAAAAUAUUGAAGAUUUGAUGCUAGAAAUUUUUGAAAAAGAAGUAGACGACUCUGAAUAUCCAAAAGAUGUUCUUAUGGAUUUCAAGAAAAAUAUUAUAAGAAUAGCUUUAUCUAUUUUUGAAGGUAGUGGAGAUAAUUAUAUAAUAAAUAAAGUUGGAUAAUUUAUAAACCCUAGUAUACUUUACAAACAAAUGUCUUAUUAUUUUGAAGAGUAUACCAAUACUAUUCAAUUAAUUGGUAACAAACAUAAGGGUGUUUAUUUAGAAUUUACAAAAUACAAAAUCCCACCAAAAAUAUCUCAAAAAAUUAAAUUGAUAGAUAAUUCUUAAUAACUUAAAAGAUACGUUUUUGAAAAAUACGGUAAUAUACCUUAAUCUUAAAAAAAUGAAGAAAUGAUUAUCAUUGUUUACAAAAAGGCACAUUAAUUUUUAAGUUUUUCUCAUCAAUGCUUAAUCCUAUUAAAAAAUUUAAGAUUUCAAAAUUAAGACUUUAAACAAAAGUGUAAAGAAGAAAAGAAAAAGCAAUCAGCUUAGUUUUAGAAGUAGUAUAAAAGCCUGACUGCAUAAUGUAAAUCCAUAGAGAUUGUUAACUAAUUUGGGAAGCUACAAAAAGUAUUUUUCCCAUUUCCUUAAAUAGCUGGAUAUCUAUCAUCAACAAAAUAAAGAAGGUUUCUAGAAGAUGUCAAUAGAGACAGUGCAAAUGAAAAAAUAUAAGGUCUUCUUUCUAUGGAAGACUAGUUUAUGGAUGAAAUGAAACAUUUUUUAACUUUAAACUCUAAAGGUCUUUAUUUUAAAUUGAGUGUUUUAUAAAACUUUAAGAAUACUCAUUUGAUAAUCAUACUGAUAACAAACUUUUUUGUUGUUAGUGGAUUAGAUGAAAAUAUUAAGGCAAUUGAAAAUAUCUAUGGUAUUAUUUAACUGCUUUCCUCAUCUUGUAUUUGGCUUCUUUGGGCAAUUAUGGAAUUACCACUUGACUACUUCUCAGCGAAAAGAACAUUUUAGAAAAACAAACUAUUAUCUUCUCAGUCUACAGAAACUAAAAUGUCAAUCAGCAAUGAGAAAUUAUUUAUAUUUCUUAAACUCAUCAAAGAUAGUCACAUGGUUUAUUUGAGUUUGAAUAUAUUGUUUAGCAUUUUAGGAAUGUAGGCUUCAAAGAUAUUUUAUUCAUUUCUUCUGAUUGAUAUUAUAGAUAGAUCUCCUGUGUUAAGAAAUGUAAUUAGCUCUGUGACGAAGAAUGCAAAACCUUUACUUUUAACAGGAAUUUUAGGUUGUAUUUUGCUGACUAUUUAUUCUAAUAUUGCUUACUAUAGUUAUUUAUCAGAAACAAUUGUUUAUAAAGAAGAUGAAAAUUUACCAAUUUGUCACUCUCCUUUUGCUUGUUUUCUUUUUAUGGCAGGUUUAGGUUUGAGACAAGACGGCGGAGUUGGAAAUAUAUUGGUAGAUCCUGAUCCAUAUGAUUACUCUAAUUAUGUAGGGAGAUACUUUUUUGAUAUGACAUUUUAUAUAUUCAUUAGUGUUUUAUGGCUCAAUAUUAUUUUUGGUAUAAUUGUCGAUGCAUUCGCUGAGCUAAGAGAUGAAAAAAAAGAAAAGGAUAAAGACCAGGAAAGUAAAUGUUUUAUUUGUAAUAUGGAUAGAGAUAAAUUUGAAAAUGAAGGUCUAAGUUUUUACAAACAUAGAUAAAAGGAGCAUUAACUUUGGAACUAUUUGUUUUUCAUAAUACAUCUAAAAUAAAAAGUAUAAGGCUAAUUUAAUGGAACUGAGUCAUACGUAUAUAACAAAUUGGAAAAUGGUGAUACUACUUGGUUUCCAAUAGGGAAGUCACUAAAAAUGUUUAAAUUGCAAGGUGAAAAUUAAUUUAGUUAAGAAUAAAUACUUUAAUAAUCAAUUGAAAAAUUAUAAGAAAAAAUAUCUAAUGUUGAAAAAUAAAUAAAUAUAUUAAAAAAUUGA